UAAAUGUAACGAAAAGAGAAAAAUCUACAUUAUUAGCUAUAUAUAUUAUAUAUGUGUAAAGGCGUUCGACAAAGUUGCCGUGGGAAAGAAAUCCAUAUUUUCUCAACCACGCGUAUAUACGCUUGUGAGCAUUCAAAAAAAUUAUUACGAAAAAUCGUCGUCGAAAAGUAUGCGAUAUUAUUUGUCUCCUUCGCAUACAGGUUAGAGGUAGACGAUAUUUUACUAUACUUAUUGAUCUUACGCGAGAAUUUCUGAAGACACUCUUUCUCACGUUUUGUAUAGGGAUAUAUUAUAUAUACAGUAGUCCAUUUACACAUAUAUACAUUUGUAUACGGUCUUGCAAGGAUUCUCUUUAUGCGAAUUUUUUUUUUCCAUUAUGUGGAAAUGAACAAUUCAAUACGCGCACGUCGUAGUCUCGUCGGCCGGUGUUUGUUGGAGUUGGACAUGGCCAAAUCGUCGAUCGGAAGCGUCGAUAUACAUAUAUACACGCAUAUUAUAAUAAUAUAUAUAUUAUAUUGUUAUCGUAGUUCGUGGGUGGAGUGCGAGUGCCUUUUCAGCAGUGCGUUUUGUUCGCUAAACCCUUUUCGCGUGCACCCGUUCUGGCCCGAAAACCGGAGCAGAUGUGUCACCCCGACACUUGCAGAUGUCUUGAAGACACCUCACCGUCGGGUUGCAAACAACAUCUUAUAUAGCACCCGCAAAAUCGAUAUCGUGGCGAAACAGAAUAAAAGGGUUUUUAAGCACAUACAUAUAUAUAGUGUCGGGCGAACCUCUUUUCGGGUCGUUGUACCCGUAUUAUUUUCCACAGGUCAUUAUAUUGUGAAUGUGUGUGUUCGGCGACGACUACGGCGACGACGACGAAGUGUAGGUACGGGAUAUUGUUUUUUGACCCACGGGGGUGCCUCCAAAGAAAGGGUGUGUGCGAUAUUCGUAAAAUAAUAAUAUAUUAUAAUAUGUGUGUGUGUAUAUAUAUGCGUACGAGUAGUCCGCAUCUGCCUUCCCGAACGCGGCAGAUGUCUUUUAUAGAAACCGGCACACGCGCGUCAUGACGGUAUUUUUUCUACAUAACAUAAUGAUACGUGCGCGUCUAUACCAAUGUAAUAUACAUACCGCACACCACCGUAUAACCGGUAAUUACUCUUCAUAAUAUAACACCUUUACGUUUACGUUUAUUGAAAGCGGCCCGGCGCCCAAAAGCGUUCGGUAGAUAUUCUAUAUAGCCGCGAACGGUACAUAGAAUAUUCGACGAUACCUUAUAACAAUCUAUGUAUAAUAGCAGACCACCAACCCAACGCGAUCGUCGAUUAUAAACAAACGAUAAUAUUAUACCGAGCGCAACAAGACGCGAUGAGUAGCUUUGUACGUGAAACGUUUGAUAUAAUAUUUUAUCGUCUCUGGAUCGCGGCGGCGGCGGCGGGUUACACGAAAUUUAUUGUCCCGUAAAAUCGCCGUGGACGACCGCGGCGCAUCUCCGCCGGCUAGCUGCAGUAUAACAACAUAAUAAAAUAUUAUACAAUAUAAAUAUAGAUGAUUACGGGCAGGGAGCACUACCGCCGCACAAUAGCGAUCCAUCAUGCGAAGCUCGAGUGUCCGACAUUGAUCUACUUUGAUAUAGUUUUUUAUUUUUAAGUUUAUCGGUCUCGCAGAUGCGCGCGCUAGCGCGUUAUUGUUCGCGUGAAUACUCGCCGCUCAAUGGUCGCGUGUCGGUCGGGGAAAAAAAAAUGAGAUCGAAUCAAGUUUAAGGGCAGAUGUCUGCUGGGCCACCACCAUCGCCGACGGCUGCUGCUGGUGGUAUAUAUAAGGGAUGUAAGUUAGUAGGGCAUGACGUCACCCCUAGUGCAGCAGCAUAAACGCGGACGCGGCGACGUCAGACAAAUAAUAGUAAAAUAAAAACGAAAAAAAAGAAAGGCUAAAUUCGACGGGGUCCUUAAUGAAACGGCUCGCGUAAGGGGUGUGCGGUGCAGAAAGCCCCGCCGAGAGUUGUAUGUACGUAUAUAAUAUACAGGCGAACUAGUCGUGGCGCGCGUCACACACAAAAGAACCCAACACAAUAUUUCUUCUCCCUCGUCCCGUGAUUUCGGGAGGGUUCCCCAAAACUGGUCUCGUCACCCUCCUCUCCGUCCUCCAAGAUGGAAAUUUGCAACUUUUAAGCGCUCGUAUAUACAUGCGUGUUGGGGUCCGUCUGUCGACUUAUAUAUAUAUAUUAUAUAUAUACAUAUACAUAAAUAGUCAAGCAUUCAAGAGUUGCAGCUGCCCCGACGUGCGUGUGUCAUUCCCCCCAAAACGCGUCUACUAUAUAUUUACUACUAUACUAAUACUUUACUACUAAUAAUACUACUACUACGUACCUACUAAAUUUCUGCGGCACUCAUUGCAUAAAAACCAUAAUAUUCAUUUACGCUGGGUAGGUAUUAUACAUAUUUUUUAUUAGAUAUAUAAUAUAUACAUGCGAUGACGUCGGCUCACCGAAAUCCUGCAGACGUGGAGUAAUGAGGUGGUAAGAAGGGGGAGGGUUAAAAACUAGUACUUUUCACAGUAUCCACGGCAUAGACUUCUCAUUUUACUGCGAAUAUGCUUUUAUUAUAGAUAUUAUUACAUAUUAGACACUCAGAAUAUAAUAUAAUAUAUAUAUAUGUAGACUGGAGUACAUGAUGACAUUUAAUCAGUGGCGUGGUGACUGCAGCGUUGUAAUAUUUAUUGUUUGGGCGAAACGUUCUUCAUUUUUAGUGCUUGCCCACCUCUGCACUGUUCGAAAAUUUAUAAUGUGUAAUUUAAUACGUUGUAUAUAUUUUAACACUUAGGUAUUUAACGACUUAACUUUCUCACCAUGAUGAUUACAAUUCUAAGUUUUUAUCAGGAUAUUUUAAGAGAUUUCAAUUCGAUUUGCCCCCUAAAAAUGGUAUGACAUAAAGCGAUCUUACUGGGUCUCGAAAAUACGACAAUUGUAGAGAUGUGACGUCGGGUUGGUGCAGUAACGCGUUGUAAUGUACAUACUAUUAUGUACAUUGUAAAUUCAUCUGGCUAAUAUGCCAGUGAAGGAAAUCAGAGUCGGGUGAGACGACCCGACGGAGAGGAUAGAGCGUUAAACGAAAGUUUCCGCGUUCUGUGAUUGAUUGUUUCAACGCGCCGAGCGUUUAUCACCGUACGCAUAUUAAUAUAAUAAUAAUAAUAAUAAUAAUAACAACUACGUACGUAUAUUUAAGAACGGUUAGCGGCGCGCGCGCGCGCCCGCGUAAUGAGGAAAUGACAAGGAAACGGCGUACGUAUAUAGUGGCGACCCCGAGUCGGGGUCCUGUGUGAUAUCGCUUAGACCUGCUCUCUAUGCAUAUACCUAUAUAUGUAUUUGACGACGAUAGUAAUAAUCGAAAAUAAUAUGUGUGCGUGUGUAUAUGGGAAAAAGAUGAGGACCGGACAGAGCUAGUUGACGACCGCGGUGACAAAAACUAUACGGCGCGCGCGCGACUUGCAAGCGCACAUAAUAAUAAUAUUUUAUUAGCAUAUAUUAUUACAUGUUGACGACACGUCGCAGUGUUAUAUGCAGGCUACUUCUGUUUGUGUGUGGUUUAUUAUAGAGAAACGAAAACGCCAGACACACAGCACACUACGCGUAUAAAUGUAGGCGAUAUUAUAUGUGUCGAUCGCCACUGCGGUUCGCGGGGGAGACGGAACAUCUCGACGAUCGUCGUUUAGCGGAAGUGAUCCGGUUGAUGCGCGAAGGAAGGGGACCGCCAAUCGGAGCCGGCUAUGUCAUCUGAGGAGGACGGCGGCAACCACGGAACGACGGCGGUGGCGGGGGGCGCAGAGUGUUUCGUCGGCGGCGGCGGCAUCGGUGGUGGGGGUGAUCCGUUGGACGGUUCGGCCGACAAACUGUUGAAGAACAAGGCGAAGCGGAGCAGACAGCGCGUGGAUGCCGGCGAGCCGCGUAACAGCUACUCGUCUAUACCGAAUUUCAGUUCUCGACCGAUCGUGUCCUCGGCACCACUGCUCAAUCAGGCUGCUAGCUUCUACGGAGCAUUUUUCGGCCAAGGCCACCAGCAGUACUUUUUCAACCAGGGCUUCGCGCCCGGUAAAAUGCUAAACGAGUUCAUCGGCCGUCAAGUCAAAGAAGAAAUGGUGACCAUGGAUUCGUCCGAUUGUUUGACACAACCGCUACCCGGUCUGCCCGGUUCGCCGGCCGCCGGGCCCAACAGCGAGUUGGCCCAUCACAAUAUGCUCCGCGACAUACUGCAGGGCAGAAAAAAGGAGCUGCUCGCACUGGAACAGGAGUUCCGAAAUUCCGACGACCCGUCGUCGCCGGACAACAGUAUUAUGAACAACAACAACAAUAUCAACAGCAAUAAGAACGACAUCAGUGGCGCGGACGAGUGCGCUGCCACCAACGCCGCCAAAAAUUUGGUCGCCGCGGACAUCGUCGACAACUGCAGUGGCAAGCCUGUCGAUCCAUCCGAGGUAAGCGCAGUGAACAAUUUUAUUAACAACAACAAUAACAAUAACGCGGUGACCAAUGAUCACGACGCGGACGACAUGAACGACGGUACCGAUUCCGAGAGGUCUCUGGGCUCGCCCGUGUCCGACACUAAAGAAAUCGCGACCGAAGAGCACAGCAAAGACUUCGAGGUGAAAGUCGAACAAAACGAGUUGAAAAAAGCUAGGGUUGAAAAUAUCGUUUCCACGAUGAGGUCCAGCCCUUCGUUGCCGGUCCAGGUCAACGGCUGCAAAAAACGCAAGUUGUACCACCCGCAACAGCACGACAACAGCGAGCGGUACAACACGAUGGACGUGGACGACGAUGACAACGACGACGACGACGAAGAUCUUAGUCCUAAUGAACUUAGACAGAAAAUGGACGAGAAAAACGUAUUGAAGGACCAACUGCGCACCAUGCAGGAACAGUUGGCGGAAAUGCAACACAAGUACGUGCAGCUGUGCACCAGAAUGGACAACGACGACGAGCCCGAGGACGGCAGCGACGCCGAACAGGAACAAACCGAAAUGUCGGCGGCAAGGCAGAGUCCACCGAUUGCCCCGAAAUGCACUACGCCGCUGCCGAUGAUGCCCUCGUCGGCUCAACAGAUCAACCCAAACUACUCGAAAAUGGUCAAAUUUCUGCCGCAGACGCACAUGCCCAUACACCCGUCAUUCAACGGGGCGCUGACAUUGCUCCAGCAGCAAGUGCUCCAAGAACAGCACAACACUCACAGCCAGCACCACGCCAUCAACAACGCAGCGGCCAUGUACCUGCAAGGAGUUGGUCACAAACUGUUCAUGGAACAGGAAGCGAGGCUAGCCAAGGAAGCCGCGAUCGCGGCCGAACAGCAACUACAUCAACAACAGCAGCAACAACAACAACAACUUCAACAGCAACAACAACAACAUCAACAACAGCAACAGCAACUACAGCAACAGCAACAGCAGCAACAGCAGCAGCAGCAACAGCAACAACAGCAACACCACCAUCAACAUCACGUCAACCACCAGAUGAACGUGCCAGCACCUAUGCACCCGCAGAAAGCCGCCUCGGCCGAGACGCCCGAAAAGAUUGCUGCGGUGCCCGGGUCCGGCCGUCAGCCACCCACCACGCCACCAUUCCCGGACCUCGACCUGUUGGCGGAAGCACUCAAGUCUGAGAUAUCCACCACGCUGACCGGGCUUAUCGACACGAUCAUGGCCAAGUUCACGCAGCAACAGCAACAACAGCAACAACAGCGCAAAUCGUCCAAGUCGGCCGACGCAGCGGACAUGCAGCUGAUGACCAAAGACGUCGACCGCAAGUCACCCCGGACCAAAGUCAUCGACCGCGGAAGCCACGGUGCCGACCGUAACUCCGGUUUGGUCAACGGCCUAUCGAAGAUGAUGAACGGCGUUGGCAGCGCUGGUUACGGUAGCGCGAGCCAGGUGCCGGUGACAGGAGGCGGUAACGGCGUGACGAUCGGCGGAGGCGGUAACGGUCUGCUGCAGAUGCCCAGCAAUGGACCAGCCGAGAUGAGAAACGGUCUGGUCAACACGACAUGCGGCGCCGGCGCCGGCCUGUACAACGGCGCGGACGCUGUCGCGGCUGCCGCAGCGCUCGGGCACGUCCGGGGCGCCCAAAUGUUUGCGCCAAAAUUGCACGGCUCGGCGGGCCUUAGCAACGCGGCAGCAGCGGCUGCCCUAUACUCGUCCAUGAGCGGGCUGCCGUCUCACCUGAACCCGUUCUGCAUGGAACGCGAACCGGCACCCGAACAGAACGAGGCGCUCAGCCUGGUUGUGAUACCCAAAAAGAAACGACACAAGGUGACCGACACCCGGAUCACCCCUCGCGCCAUAAACCGCAUACUCACCCAGGACUCGGCGAACAACAACAACAGCAGCAGCAGCAGCAACAACAACAACAACAACACCAACAGUAACAGUAAUAGCGGCGGAAAUCCUAUGCAAUCGUUGGACGGAAGGGCGCAGCAACCGGUCGGCGGCGCGCAGGCCAUGCAGCAGUCCGCUGCAGUUAUGCAACCCGCGGCCGGCGACUCACCCCCUCCGCCGCCGCCGUCCCAACAGCGGCCGUUCCACCAGCAGCAACAGCAAUCACCGUCGAUCGCGCCAGCCGCACCUCAGCCGCCGCCGCCGCCCCCGAUGCCCUUGCUGCCGGUGUCGCUGCCCACAUCGGUGGCCAUACCCAACCCCAGUCUGCACGAGUCACAAGUGUUCAGCCCUUACAGCCCGUUCUACACCAGCCAACACCAGGGCGUGCCGCACCACAUCCCGUCGUCCAGCCCACCCGGAAUGUCCGACUCGCCGCCACCACCGCCGCCGCAGCACCACCACGGGUCGCUGCUCCACCCCGCCUUGCUAGCCGCCGCGCAGCACCACAACUCGUCACCGGACCUGAUGAGCAUGAAAGCCCGGAUGGACAUGUCCAUGGGCAACGGCGGUAACGACAGCGUCGACCGCAUAUCCGAGUGCAAUUCCGGAGACGGACCGUACGACGGCAUGUCGCCUAUAUCGUCAACCCUGACUCCGAUGCACUUGCGAAAAGCCAAGCUGAUGUUCUUCUGGGUCCGGUACCCCAGCUCGGCCAUCCUGAAGAUGUACUUCCCCGACAUCAAGUUCAACAAGAACAACACCGCACAACUAGUCAAGUGGUUCUCAAACUUCAGAGAGUUCUAUUACAUUCAGAUGGAAAAAUACGCACGGCAAGCCGUUAGCGAGGGUUUGCAGAGAUCUGAGGACAUACACGUCAACAAGGACAGCGAGAUCUACAGGGUCCUCAACUUGCACUACAACCGCAACAACCACAUUGAGGUAUGCCUCUGCCAGCACCACAAAAACGAGUGUAUAUAUUGCGGUAUACCUGAACCGGCACCUAGCAAUUUCGAGUAUGUGGUCCAGCAGACGUUACGCGAAUUUUUCGUGGCCAUCCAGAACGGAAAGGACACGGAACAAUCGUGGAAAAAGUCUAUAUACAAGGUCAUCUCUCGCAUGGACGACACCGUGCCGGAGUACUUCAGGUCUCCGAACUUCCUCGAACAGCUCGAAUAAACGGUAUAUAAUUAUGUAUACAUCAUAUAUAUAUGUACGCAUAAUAUAUAUAAUACCUACUACAUUAUAUACACGCAUUCGACAUCGCGUCUGUAAACUGUGCUUUUUUUAAAAAAAAUUUAAUUAUUAUUAUUAUCGUUUUCAAUGAGAAAAACGAAAACAAAAACGAAAGCUCAAAACAUUGAGUUUUUGUGAUGGGUUAUAUUAUAAUAUUCUAUAUAUGCAUUGUUGUGUACAGUCAUUUUGAAAACAAAUUUUAUAACAUUCAUUAUGUUUUACUUUUUGGUUUCC
Acyrthosiphon pisum (pea aphid) is the source of this 7806-nucleotide messenger RNA. RefSeq names its product homeobox protein prospero (gene pros). Gene Ontology annotation, biological process: regulation of transcription by RNA polymerase II. The transcript has 5 exons. Lineage: Eukaryota; Metazoa; Arthropoda; Insecta; Hemiptera; Aphididae. The record is from RefSeq and is a predicted model, not a curated record. The coding region runs from base 3745 to 7515 and encodes 1256 amino acids. Gene Ontology annotation, molecular function: RNA polymerase II cis-regulatory region sequence-specific DNA binding; DNA-binding transcription factor activity, RNA polymerase II-specific. Gene Ontology annotation, cellular component: nucleus.